Molecule: messenger RNA, 1231 nt
Organism: Hibiscus syriacus
Lineage: Eukaryota; Viridiplantae; Streptophyta; Magnoliopsida; Malvales; Malvaceae
Product: bifunctional L-3-cyanoalanine synthase/cysteine synthase D1-like
Exons: 11
Coding region: 139-1110 (323 amino acids)
Cellular component (GO): cytoplasm
Molecular function (GO): cysteine synthase activity
Source: RefSeq, a predicted model, not a curated record
AUUCUUGUCUUUACUGGACCGCUUUAUGCCUUUAUAAACAGUUCAGAAGCUUGGAUUUUUGCAGUAAACCCCACUUGUUUUCCUUUGUUAAAUUGCAGUUCUUUUUUAUUAAAAUUGAAGGAAUUCUGAGAACCCAUCAUGGAGGACAAAUGUGCAAUCAAGAAAGAUGUAACUGAAUUAAUAGGUGAUACGCCUAUGGUAUAUCUGAACAAUAUCGUCCAUGGUUGCAGAGCUCGAAUUGCUGCCAAGCUCGAGUUGAUGGAACCUUGCUGCAGUGUUAAAGACAGAAUUGCAUACAGUAUGAUUAAAGAUGCAGAAGAAAAGGGCUUGAUUGCACCAGGGAAGAGUGUCCUUAUCGACACUACCAGUGGUAAUACCGGCAUUGCAAUGGCUUUCAUUGGGGCAGCCAGAGGUUAUAAAGUUAUUGUCACAAUGCCAGCUUAUAUGAGCACUGAGAGGAGAAUCGUUCUUCUAGCUUUGGGAGCUGAGGUAGUCCUCACAGACCCUGCCAAGGGCUUUAAAGGGUCAUCGGAUAAGGCUGAGGAGAUAUUGAAGAACACGCCUAACGGUUACAUGCUACGACAGUUUGAAAACCCUUCCAAUCCACAGAUUCAUUAUGAAACCACUGGUCCGGAGAUAUGGAGAGACUCGGAAGGGAAAGUUGAUGUACUUGUUGCAGGCAUAGGGACUGGUGGUACAGUCACUGGAGCAGGGAAAUUCCUCAAAGAGAAAAACUCAGAGAUCAAGAUCUACGGCGUGGAACCUGUUGAAAGUGCAGUUUUGAAUGGUGGAAAACCUGGCCCUCAUUUGAUCCAAGGGAUCGGUGCCGGUAUCAUCCCUAAUGUUUUAGAUGUUGGCCUCCUUGAUGAAGUUGUCCAGAUAUCUGGUGAAGAAGCCAUUGAAACCGCUAAACUGCUAGCCUUGAAAGAAGGUUUGCUGGUUGGUAUAUCAUCUGGUGCUGCAGCUGCUGCAGCAAUUAAGUUGGCUAAGAGGCCAGAAAAUACUGGCAAACUCAUAGUUGUAGUUUUCCCCAGCGCUGGUGAGCGUUACCUGUCUUCUGCAUUGUUUGAAUCCUUAAGGCAUGAAGCAGAAAACAUGCCUGUCCAUUGAUAUGAUAUUAUAAUCCUCUUUCCACUCUGUACUAUGUUUCUUUCGAAAUAGAUUCAAGGGACGUGUUGAGUACGAGUGUGUGUCUGAUUUGAUAUUCUAAUCCUCUUUCCAUUAUGUAUUA